AUGGAUACUUGGAAUCUACACUCGCUACGCUUGGCUGUGGCCGGCUCGUCGCAGAACAGCAGUGACGCCGCUAGGAUGCCGCUACCCUCGGGGGAGCCAGACUUGCAACGUUCGGAAAAUCUCCCGGCUCUUUUUAAAACGCCACAGCAGCAGCUAAAGAGUUUCAAGGUUGAAUUUGUCACUUUUCAAAGCGGCCCUUACUCCGACAUCAAUGUUUCUUUGCAGAAGGCGCUCCAACACGGGUCCAACACCUAUAGCACCCUGUCGACUGCCGAUCAAGACAUCAUAUAUGACGCUCUGAAACAGAGAUGUCACUCCUCCAGCCAGCUAAGGAGGCACAGAUUCGUCCUUCUUGGUGAUAACUACCCAAGGCAUCAGACUUCCUGCAGGGAUCAUGCUCCAGGACAUCUUGCCUUCCCGGCCGCGAAGCAACUGCGCUCCGAAGCGACGGGCAGUGGCUAUCGACUGACUGAGCCAAGCGAGAUCGCCUACAUUUGCGCUGUUGAUGUUCUGACAGGCGAGGUCCUCAUCAAUAAUUUCGUUCAGCCACCGGGAAAAGUAAUCAACUGGCGCACCAAACACAGUGGCAUCACAUCCCGCGCCUUGCGGGAAGCCAAGUCAAGCAGGAACUGCCUUGCGAGCUGGCGCGCUGCUAGGGCAGAGCUGUGGGAGUAUGUUGAUGUCGAUACUGUUUUAAUCGGCCAUGGUCUGGAACACGAUCUACACGCUCUCCGCGUUGUCCACACUCGAAUUGUCGAUACGUCUUUGCAGACUGCCGAAGCUGUCUUUGGUGGCGUGGAAUCAUUUCGACGCGUUUGGGGCCUGAAAGACUUGAUGAAGCAACUCGUGGAGAUCGAUAUCCAGAACCAUGGCCGGCAAGGUCACGACUGCGUUGAGGAUACAUUGGCAACGCGCGAGCUUGCGCUUUGGUGUGUCCAAAACCCGCGGAGGCUCGAGGCAUGGGGGUCGGAAAGGCGAGACAGCAUGGAGAAACAGGGUAUUGAACGUGACAGGGCAAGGACAUAG
This is a messenger RNA of Pyricularia pennisetigena, 1026 nucleotides long. RefSeq lists its product as uncharacterized. Gene Ontology annotation, molecular function: nucleic acid binding; exonuclease activity. Bases 1 to 1026 code for a protein of 341 amino acids. The transcript is spliced from 2 exons. Gene Ontology annotation, biological process: ribosomal large subunit assembly; rRNA processing. Gene Ontology annotation, cellular component: nucleus. NCBI's taxonomy places the organism in Eukaryota, Fungi, Ascomycota, Sordariomycetes, Magnaporthales, Pyriculariaceae. The record is from RefSeq and is a predicted model, not a curated record.